Molecule: messenger RNA, 2003 nt
Organism: Daphnia magna
Lineage: Eukaryota; Metazoa; Arthropoda; Branchiopoda; Diplostraca; Daphniidae
Product: ovalbumin-related protein X
Exons: 6
Coding region: 135-1361 (408 amino acids)
Molecular function (GO): serine-type endopeptidase inhibitor activity
Source: RefSeq, a predicted model, not a curated record
CUCCCUUUGUUUUUUUGGACGGCAUAGGCAUGCAGACUACAGUAUUGCAACUUGAAUUGUCUAAAAUCACUUACUAAUCCACAUUUGGCCUGAUAACGUGCGUUUUUGUGUAAGGAAACAAUCCAGAAUAUAGUAUGGCCUAUUUCAAUCCAUUUCAACUCUUUAUCUUAUCUGUGUUGGCCAUCCACGUCAAUACGGCCCUCCCAUCCAGUUGUACAAAUCAUAGCAGUUUAGUCUCUCCAGCCUUGACGAAAUUCUCGACAUCUCUCUACCAGGCAACUUCGAAAGCUGUAGGUAAGUAUGAUAAUGUCAUCGUAUCGCCGUCCAGCAUUGCGUUGGUAUUGGCGAUUACGUUAGUCGGGGCGAGAGGUAACACAACAAAACAAAUUAAACAAGCGCUUCACAUGAUGGACGAAACGGAUGCAACGAUUUCUUGCACUAUCGGUGCAUUUAACAGGAACAUUAAAUCGAAUGGCGUUAAUCUCAAAUCGAUGAAUCGUGUUCUAGUCUCGGAUGAUUUUCGCUUGACGGAAGCCUUCCGUUCGACAGUACAAAAUCAAUUUGAUGUAUUAGCGGAAAAUGUAAACUUUUCUCUUCCUUCAACUUUGGAAGCUAUUAAUAAACAAAUUGAAAAAUCAACCAACGGCAAGAUAAAGGAUUUAAUUCCAUCAGGAUCUCUUGGAGCCUCUACCAAAAUGAUUUUGACGAAUGCCAUCUAUUUUAAGGGUAACUGGCUCAAAGCUUUCGACUCCUCGAGAAGUAGAAUCAGGCCUUUUUACGUCGGUCACCAACUGAAAAUGAUGCCAACAAAAAUGAUGGCCAGCCGAAGCUAUUUUCGCAGAGCAUUCAUUAAAGAAGCCGACGCACAGGCUCUUGAAUUACUUUACUCGGGUUCUCAAUUUAGCAUGAUUAUUAUUCUACCCAAUCGAUAUAAUGGAUUAGCUCGUAUCGAAUCUUUGUUGUCAUCCAAACUUCUCAGCUUGAUCGAUAGCAAACUGAGCAAAACUCUAAUUGAUGUCGUCAUACCAAAGUUCAAAUUCGAAUCUUCACCUGAUGUUAAGCGCGUUUUGAGGAAUGUUGGUAUAAUUGAUUUAUUCAAUGCCGAUGCCGAUCUCUCUGGAAUUUCAGGCUCAAAGGAACUAUACGUUUCGGAUGCUUAUCAUCGAGCGUUUAUUGAAGUAAACGAAAAAGGAACUGAAGCGGCUGCCGUUACGGCUUUUAGGUUUGUGGCGCGGAGUUUUAGGCCAACUCCAUUUAUUCCAAAAUUCGUAGCUGAUCAUCCUUUCCUAUUCAUUGUUCGUGACAGGCGGAGCCAGGAAAUUCUUUUCAUGGGACGUUUCUGCAAACCAGAAAAACAUUAGGCGAUUAGAAAAUCAGUUGGAAGUCAUAGGUAAUUACCGACCGGCUGUUAAUUGAAAGCCACGAAGAACGGGGGAGGAUGUGUAUUUAUUUCCCAUUGGGAUAGUACUGUCUCGUCUAGAGAGAAGCGAUACUAAAUUAUACUUGCACCCCAUUUGAAAAUAGAUGGCGUAUUCCAGUUGUUUGUUUUUUUCAGUCUCGAUCGUUGCAAACUAACCGUGUUCUAAUAAUAAAAUAAUUUUAUUGCAUAUCAAACAAGUCCAUUCCAUGUUGUUUUCGGAUCAGACGGGUAUUAGUUAGCUUUUCAUUUUCUUUCCUUAAACUUUCAAAAAAAACACCGCACUUCACUAUGCCAGAGUUUCAAUCACUCUUAAUUUUGUGAUUAUGUGACUGUGAAAAAUGGUUUGUCUAAGAUCUAGGCUAAUAGAGCAAAGUUUCAAUCUUAAUUAGGGAUAAUCUAACGGCAUGUGAGUAGCCAAAUUUAAUCGGGAAAGUUUGCACGAAAAACAAUAGUAGUCUAGCCUAAUGUCUCAGUAUCUGCCACAGAGUAAUUUUUUUAAUGUUUCAAUUUAUUUGUUUCCCGCCCUUCACUUUUGAUCUGUUAACCCUAUAUUCGAAGUCAUAAACAUUAAAUAUGGAAAUGG